CAGAAACACGUAUGGGUUCAGGAAAAGGAUCCCCUGAAUAUUGGGUUGCUGUUGUUAAACCCGGUCGGAUCCUUUUUGAAAUGGGUGGAGUAACAAAAAAUAUUGCCAGAAAAGCUAUUUCAAUAGCAGCAUCGAAAAUGCCGAUACGAACUCAAUUCAUUAUUUCGGAGAUAGAAUAGAAAAUAUCACUCUAAAACUACCCCAAAGAAUCUUAAGAAUGAAACAAAAACAAAAAAAUAAGUUUCGUUUUAUGUUUGUGGACAAAAAAUAUUUCUUUUUUUCUUCGCCCUUUGCAUUGUGAAAGAAAAGAAUAAAAAAAAAUGCUAUGAUUCAAUCCCAAACCCUUUUAAAUGUAGCAGAUAACAGCGGGGCUCGAAAAUUGAUGUGUAUUCGAAUAAUAGGAGCUAGCAAUCGUCGAUAUGCUUAUAUUGGUGACAUUAUUGUUGCUGUUAUCAAAGAAGCUGUACCUAAUAUGCCUCUACAAAGAUCUGAAGUCGUUAGAGCCGUAAUCGUGCGUACCUGUAAAGAACUAAAACGCGGCAACGGGAUAAUAAUACGAUAUGAUGAUAAUGCCGCAGUUGUUAUUGAUAAAGAAGGAAAUCCAAAAGGGACCAGAAUUUUUGGUCCAAUCCCCCGGGAGUUGAGACAAUUAAAUUUUACUAAAAUAGUUUCAUUAGCUCCUGAGGUAUUAUAAAAAAAAAUUCAAAAAAAAAAAUGGAGUAGAAUCUGUCUCACGUAUAUAAUUUUAAGAUUAAAAUUAAAGUAAGAUAAACACAAUAAUCCAUAGACAAUAAAAAAAACACGUUGAGAAUAUAAAAUUUUUGAGUCCCAUAAUUAGAGUUUAUCAUGGGUAGGGACACUAUUGCUGAG
Messenger RNA from Cuscuta epithymum, 870 nucleotides. Lineage: Eukaryota; Viridiplantae; Streptophyta; Magnoliopsida; Solanales; Convolvulaceae. The record is from the annotation of a GenBank genome assembly.